AGAGCUGCUCGAUCAGUUGACAUGUGGCACGAAUAGGCUUCCUGUUUAUUCUCUGUGCACAAAUUCAAACAACACAAUUCAGCUUUUGCAGAGUAAUUUGAGAUAAAGAGAAGCAUUACAAUAUGGGAGCAUCCUCCUCUGGCUUGUUGGAUGAGGCCAAAAUCAGCCACGUCAAAGGUCUCGUUGACAACACGUUCCAGAGCUUCAGUGAGUUUUACCGUCAGCAGUAUUCUGUCGCCUACUUGGGACAUUUACACCAGGAGGUGGAGCCUAAGAAAGAGGGGAGGGGCCUGUUGCUCAAACACAGGCCUCAGUGUCCUCCAGAAGAGGUGUUGUAUCAAGGGCCGGCUAAGUUCUCCUGCUGGGAUGAGCAGGGAAAGAAAUGCAAAGAGAGAUACGUCGUCCUGAGGAGAGACUACAAAGUGGAGAUACAUGACAGCUUGGAGACGUUCAAUCGUGGAUGUGCAGCUAAGUUGGUCCUCCAGCCAGCAGGAGGCAACGUGUUCACCACAGAGGAGGCGUCCAGGGCUCACCUGGAGAAAACCUGUGCUGCAAUACUCAAUGGAGCGAAGGAGGAUUCUUCUUCGGCGGUGUCAUCUCCAGAUGUGUUUGCUGUGUAUCUGCACCCGGCCUACAUGGGCCACAGCUGCUUCCUGUUUCAACAAGAGGAGGGACGACGUCAGUUCCUGUCUGGCCUCAAGACCUGCAUCCGACACCGCAGCCUCGACCCCUGGUGUGAUCCGUCCCACGAGACUCUGGCGUUUGCCCGAGCGCUCCGACUCUACCGGCAGGACAAAGGCUGCUAUGAAUCCUGGGAAAUGCUGCAGGGCACCGAGGAACAAGUCCUGGCCUCCCAGGUGAUGGAGGAAGUGUUGCCGUGGUUACAGAGUCAGCUUCAGUCCAGGGUGAAGGGCAAGAAGACUGAGAGGAUACGACUGUGGCUGGCGACGGUGCAGGCGACCUACACGCUGGUUCUGGAGCAGCUGACUGCAAGUCUCGAGGUUCUGAGGGACGAGUGUUGCAAAACAGCAUCAGCCAAUCAGGCGCUGAUCAGAUCCAACCUGGACCAGAUAAUGUCCUCCCACUGCUUCCUGGAGCAGAAAGUCAGAGCGUGCAUCAGUGAAGAAGCAGAGAAAGCGUGCAGCGAGUCCGUGGCGCCGUACAUGUCGUCCAUCCUUGAAGCACUCACAGAAAACAUAAGUUCAGGGAUCGUCGGGAUGCGGAAGACUCUGCACAGUCAGAUGGAUUCAGCCUUUUCACACACAAACGGAGGGACAGAAGACACGAAGAAGGCGUUGUCCAGCCUGAGCUCCAUCAGUCUGGAUCAGAGCUUCAGGCAGGUGGAGAAUCUGACAGAGAAACUUGAAGGCUUAAAGCAGCGGUUUGGACUCAGCAGCGCUCAGAGGCUCAUUCACUCUGCACAUCUGGAGAUGGAGCAGCUGCUGGACAGUGCUGUCUACACCUUAGAGCAGUUCCUUCAGUCGUCAGCCAGACUGCAGCCUUCACAGGUUCCUGUCACGUUGGACAAAGCCAAAGAAAGAGUGCUCAAGCAGCUGGACUACGACAGCAGAGUGGUCCAGAGGAGGCUCUAUGAAGAAGCUCUGCUGCACAUCACUCUGCCUUCUCUCAGCAGGAGGAUGGACACCAAGUGGAAACCUGAGCUGCAGCAGUUCGAGCAGUACAUUUUCUCAGACUACAGCAGCUUCAUCCUGGUUCAUAACGUCUACGAUGAUAUUCUGAGAAACAUCCUGAGUAAAGAGAUAGAGACAGUGGUCCAGGACGCUGCCAGUAAGAAGAGCAACAACCUCCUCCUGGACACGUCAGAUCUGGCCAUCAGUCAGUACAGUCUGCUGGGACAGACGCCUCCUCGCUCUGCACCGGACAGUCCGGCCAAUCAGGCUCGAAGCUUCUCAUCCUCAGCACCACCUGACGACAGCCAAGAAACUGCUGCUGUGGUGGAAGAUAAAAGUCCGACUGAACCUGAUGCCGAUACCAAAUCUAAGCCCGGUGACAGUCAAAGCUCUGAGCAGAGCAUCAAGAUUGUUUCUCCUGUGAUUGUCGUGACGCAACAGUUUGAUGAAGAAGCUCCACAGCUCAAGGAAGCCGGUGACUCUCCUGAUCCACCUCCUCAGGUCUCAUCCACAGACGUCCAAGCUGGAUGUGAUGAAUCUGCAGUACCUGAAAAUCCCCCUACGUCUGACGUCUCAACCUCAGAUCAAAUAUCAGAGGAGCCUCCGUCCAUCCAGGAUCCUUCCCCAUCACCUCAACCUGGUGCAGACAGUGAACUGAAAAUCAGCCUUGGCUCUCUAACGGAGGCGAUUGGUUGCAGCUCCACAGAGUCUCCAGUUCAGCAGAUGAAGCCACAGCAGACCACAGAUCGAGCCAUUUACCUGAGAGGAGAAAUUAAAGACAACUGGGAGGUGGAGAGGGUGAAGGAGAAACAGAAGGAGGCAGGAGAGAAAGAGGGAGAUGAGAUAACCACAGAGGAGAAAGAAGAGGUGACGGAGUGUGAAGGAGGCGAGCCUGACGAUGACGGCUGCAGUUCCUCUGGAUCACCAGCAGAGAGCGCCACUGUCUCAACCACAGAGCAUGAAGGGAGGCUGAAUGAGGAGGAGACGGGCAGCGAGGUCAAGAGUGAGACCAGGAGAAAAGAUGAGGGGGAAGGAGAUCAAGAAGAAGAGGAGAAGGUGAAGGAGGAAGUCCCACAAAGCUCUCAGCCAAUAGAGUCGCAGCCAGAAAGUGCUGCUGAGCUGCCAUUGGACAGUGUGGCUGCCAUCAGAGAACUUGUGACUGAGAUCACUGAGGUGGAGACGUUAGUCAGCCCUUGUCCAGCAGAAGCAUCACCCUCUGACAUCAGUGACAGCAUGACAACCGCACAUCAUGACUGAAGAAUCUUAUUUUAAAAUUAAACAAAAAACACACGAUAGGAUUUUAUUAUCUGGUACAGAAACAGAGGGGAACACAGAAUGAGAGUUGUACUUAUGUCAUUUUAAGGAAGGCAAAAUUUAAGUUUUUUUUCCAUUCUGCAGAUUUUUUUUUCUUUUAUAAAAACCUAAAACUCUUUUUUUAAACUUUAGCUGUUUAUAUAUGCAUCUUUCUUAAUCAACACUGAAGUGACCCAAUAAAGAUGUUCAACUAA
Stegastes partitus (bicolor damselfish) is the source of this 3139-nucleotide messenger RNA. Its product is annotated as protein Niban-like. The coding region runs from base 123 to 2888 and encodes 921 amino acids. Lineage: Eukaryota; Metazoa; Chordata; Actinopteri; Pomacentridae. The transcript is spliced from 15 exons. The record is from RefSeq and is a predicted model, not a curated record.